CUCCAAGUAGCAGGUGAAAUAUCGGUCUCCAUCCAGUGUUACAAAAAUGAAUAUGUACGCUGUGCCCAGUCCGGGAAUACCAGGCUGUCCACCGGGAUUAGAAUACCUCACUCAGGUGGAUCAACUACUCAUCAAACAGAAAGUUGAACUUGUUGAAGCUCUUGUUGGUUUCGAAAGCAACAACAAGUAUGAAGUACGUAACGUCAUGGGUCAGAAUGUGUUCUACGCGGUAGAAGAGAAUGACUGUCUGAGUCGGCAGUGUUGCGGUCCCAUGCGUUCCUUCACCAUCCACGUCCUCGACAAUUUUGGACAAGAGGUCAUUACCGUCACCAGGCCCCUUAAGUGCAUGUCCUGCUUCUUCCCUUGUUGUCUACAAGAGCUGGAAGUGCAGUCUCCCCCAGGUAACACAGUGGGGUACAUUAUACAACAGUGGCACCCGUUCUCGCCUAAAUUCAUCAUUGCUAACGAACACAAUGAGCCUGUACUGAAGAUCCAUGGGCCCUUCUGUGGAUGGAGCUGCCUUCCAGAUGUUGACUUUGAGAUUUUGACAAUGGAUGAAGUCAGUAAGAUUGGGAAAAUCAGUAAGCAGUGGACAGGACUUCUACGGGAAGCAUUCACAGACUCAGACAACUUUGGCAUCCAGUUUCCCAUGGAUCUGGAUGUUAGAAUGAAGGCUGUUAUGAUUGGUGCAUGUUUUCUCAUUGAUUUCAUGUUCUUUGAGACCACUAACUAGGAGCCAAACAGGAUUCCCAUGUAAGCAUACAACAUUCCUGGAAGAACAAGGCCAUAACACCACGGUGAUCAGUCCCAAAUGCCCUAAUAUAAGAACAACCUUCAAAUGGAUAGUUAAACGAAAGUACCAGAAGGUACCUAAAUGUUAUAAUUUUGCAUGAACAAUGAAAUAGAAGGUUUGUUUUUAGUCUUAGCUGCUCAGGUUGGUUGUUAGAACACGUCACUGAAUACAGAUCUGGUCAGGGCUGUGAGAACACAGUGCAGUGUUUUUAGACAAGCUCUUCUUUUGUGUUUACAUUUCUGUCCUGGAGUCUAUCCGGGCCCAGAAGCCUCAGAUACUCCUAAAAGGAACUUGAAUAGAAGGAUCACUUUGAUGUGUAAGUAGAUUAAAAGGGAACACCUUUACAAGCAAACACUGAAAGACGGGUGUCAUUAUGAUUUGAAAGUGUUAAUGAGAAAAUGGCACUUGUGUCAUUUGGUGAUAUUGAUAAAGAUGUUAAUUUACCUUGAACACUAUGCUUGUAGCUGUAUUGUGUGAUAACUGAAGGACUUGUUUAAUGUAGUAAUUUAUAGUUCAGAUAUUUAAAGCCUCUAUUUAUUGAUUUAUAUUUUGGUAUGUUAACAAUAUGUCAAUAUAGAGCUAUGUAUGUUUGGGCACUGCUUUGUGCGUGUGUUUGUGUGUCUGUGUGCUAUGAGUGUACUUGUGUUUUUUAAAAAUGAAACUAACAUAGGAUACAAACUAAUGGUUUUGAUGCCAUAAUAAUUAUGCACUGUUAGCUCUGUAGAAAGGUUGUUUUUUUGGAAGUGGACACGGUUAAACCUUCUACUGUCCCAUUCUUGUCCACAAGAGGGAGCUAGCUUUUCAUUUAAGAGUAACCCAACACAGCCCAAAUAUACAAACUCAAUACCCGCUUAUGCCAUAAGUUUUUAUUAAAAUAUUACUGUCAGAUGACAUUGUAUAUUUUUGGACAAACUCAGGUUGAAAUGCAUGUUAUUGUAAUAUAGUGUUGGCAACUGCUGCCCCAGGAAUGACACCUGCAACUUAUACUAUGAAUAUAAAAGUUGAUCAAUAUUUUGGAAGAAGUUUUGUACGUUAUGACGUUUUCUUUCAAAUACCUUUAUGUUGCAUACAUGGAUCUUUUUCACUGUUACAUUACACGUGGUAUUAUGGUUUCACAUGUUGAAAAUACACAAGUUAGGUGAAACAUUAAUUCCGUAUCAAAUCUCCUUUGAUACGGAUGUGCACCAUGCUUCAAUGUGGAAUUCAAUAUGAUUUAAUGAGUGUGGCAAUCAGUCCUAUCAUGGAUGAUACACUUUAAAGUAAAAGUAUUGUAGCACAGACAUAAUCCAUGUGCUACAUCAACAUUAGGGCCAUUAAGAGCUUGCUUGUAACACCAUGAGAACAAUGUUUUUUCCUAUCUAUACUAUGUGGUAUGUG
Molecule: messenger RNA, 2170 nt
Organism: Scomber japonicus (chub mackerel)
Lineage: Eukaryota; Metazoa; Chordata; Actinopteri; Scombriformes; Scombridae
Product: phospholipid scramblase 1
Exons: 7
Coding region: 47-733 (228 amino acids)
Biological process (GO): plasma membrane phospholipid scrambling
Cellular component (GO): plasma membrane
Molecular function (GO): phospholipid scramblase activity
Source: RefSeq, a predicted model, not a curated record